UAAAAAAGGAUAUAUCCACUGCCUUCUCAACGUUGGCUAUAUAUACUUGACUUCCGUUUCUCUUGUAGUUGUAGGUCUUUUAGUCGCACUCCGAUUCUCAUACCUAAUUACGGUGAAAUCGGAAUCCAUAUCUUCAGAAAUUUGACUCAACAGAUCUUGAAAUAGAAUCGUGAAUAAUGGCCCAACACAGACAUAUUGAAUUUGAGCAAGGAUGGUCCAACAUUCAGAAAGGUAUUACCAAGCUGAUAAGGAUUCUAGAAGGAGAGCCUGAACCAGAAUUUCAUUCUGAUGAAUAUAUGAAUAUUUACACGAUUAUCUACGAUAUGUGCAACCAGAGAUCCGAUUACUCACAGCAGCUAUAUGAUAAGUAUCGUAAAGUAAUUGAAGAUUAUAUUAUACAAACGGUGUCCCCGUCUUUAAGGGAGAAGCAUGAUGAAGAUAUGCUAAGAGAUCUUGUUAAGAGGUGGGAUAACCAUAAAGUUCUGGUUAGAUGGUUAUCCAGAUUAUUCCAUUAUGUUGACCGACACUUUGUUCUUCGGAGUAAGAUUCCAAUUCCAACACUAGAUGAAGUUGGAUUGUCAUGCUUUCUUGACCUGGUUUAUCAUGAGAUGCAGUCCACAGCCACAAAAGUUGUAUUAGCACUUAUUCAUAAAGAACGUGAGGGCGAACAGAUUGAUAGGGCACUAAUGAAGAACGUAUUAGAUAUCUACGUGGAGAAUGGGAUGGGAACAUAUGAAGAGGAUUUUGAAAGCUUCAUGCUUGAAGAUACUGCUUCUUACUAUUCUCGUAAGGCGUCAAGGUGGAUCGAGGAGGAUUCUUGUUCUCAUUACAUGCUAAAGGUUGAAGAGUGUCUAAAGAGGGAGAGGGAGAGAGUCACUCACUAUCUCCAUUCAAGCACUGAACCCAAAGUAGUUGAGAAAAUACAAAAUGAAUUGUUGGUAAUGGUUGCAAAAAACCGUCUAGAAAAUGAGCAUUCAGGGUGCUGUGCAUUGCUAAGAGAUGACAAGAAGAAUGAUCUCUCUAGGAUAUACAGUCUUUAUCAUCCAAUCCCUCAAAGGUUGGGACGUGUUGCAGACUUAUUCAAGAAGCAUAUUACUGAAGAGAGGAAUGCUCUUAUCAAACAAGCUGACGACGCAACCACUAAUCAACUACUAAUUGAGCUACACAAUAAGUACAUGGUCUAUGUCACCGAGUGUUUUCAGAACCACACCCUCUUCCAUAAGGCACUGAAAGAGGCAUUUGAAAUCUUAAGAAGUCAGGGAGGAAGUGAGAAGCUUUUUUUGUGAUGAAGGUAGGAUUUGAGAAAGUAGAUUUUUUUCUCUUCUUUACUGCUUAUGGAUACUACUACAUCCACAUGAACAAAGGAACUUGGCCAAACUAGAAUUACGAUAAAAGCGAAAAGCUAAACCAAAUCAGUUUUAUAGAGUCUCAUUUGAUUUUGGUUCUUAAAUUAUCUAAGACAAUCAAACAUAACCUGUUAUGUUCCUUUCCAAGUUUGACUAGGAUUUGCUUC
Molecule: messenger RNA, 1513 nt
Organism: Arabidopsis lyrata subsp. lyrata
Lineage: Eukaryota; Viridiplantae; Streptophyta; Magnoliopsida; Brassicales; Brassicaceae
Product: putative cullin-like protein 2
Exons: 11
Coding region: 177-1286 (369 amino acids)
Biological process (GO): ubiquitin-dependent protein catabolic process; protein ubiquitination
Cellular component (GO): cullin-RING ubiquitin ligase complex
Molecular function (GO): ubiquitin protein ligase binding
Source: RefSeq, a predicted model, not a curated record